Penicillium salamii is the source of this 3366-nucleotide messenger RNA. NCBI's taxonomy places the organism in Eukaryota, Fungi, Ascomycota, Eurotiomycetes, Eurotiales, Aspergillaceae. The record is from the annotation of a GenBank genome assembly.
AUGAUUUUCUCGCGCAACCCACCUCUCAUGCAGCAGGCAGGCGACACCCCGCCAGAGCUGUCGCCAAUCUUCUCAUUCCUCAACAUUCACACCAACAAGGUCUACCAAGAAGGGUACUUCUUGAAAUUGAAUGAUUUGGACUCUCACGGGCGAGCUUGCGGUGAUCGGCAAUGGGUGGAAUGCUACGCACAGCUAGUCGGGACUGUCCUUUCACUAUGGGACAGCGCUGCGCUGGACGCAGCCGACGGAGAAGAGGUCCCGGCGACCUUUAUCAACCUGGCCGAUGCGUCUCUCAAGAUGAUUGAAACUCUCCCAAUCCAAAAUGGUGCGGUGCAACCACUGAAGAAUGUACUGAGCUUGUCAUCUGCGGGCAAGAACCGAUAUUUGUUGCAUUUCAACUCUUUCCACUCCCUAACCCAAUGGACGGCAGCCAUCCGUCUUGCCAUGUUUGAGCACACCUCACUUUAUGAAGCCUACACAGGCUCUCUAGUUGCGGCAAAAGGCAAGCAUCUGAACGGCAUCAACUCAAUUCUAGCACCAGCCAAAUUCAAAUACGAAGACUGGGCUCGUGUGCGAUUCGGAGCAGGUACUCCGUGGAGGCGAUGCUGGUUUGUGAUCAACCCGCCCGAUGAGAAAGAGCUCCAAAAAGCGCGGAAACUUAUGAAAAAGUCGGCAUACGACCGCUUGUCGAUUCCGGUCACUGGUAACAUCAGAUUCUAUGAGACAAAGAAGACGAAAAAGGCAAUUCCUAUCGCAACGGUGACCCAGGUAUACUCGGCAUAUGCAAUUUACCCUCAAUCCAAGGCCUUGAUCGAGACAUCCACCUUGGUCAAGUUGGAAGGACGAGUUACCACACAUACACCCGAGUCAUCUUCGGAAGGACUUGUCUUCAUAAUGCCCGAGCCUCACGCCGGAGUCUCUGGGCUCGAGAUGAUGCUGCGAUUCCUGUUCCCCACCUUUGAUACAUUCAAUCUCUAUGGCCGUCCUACUCGCCUGGUUGCAGAUACCAAUCACAUCAAGAGCAUCAUGUUUGCUUUCCCGAAGGAGCGGCGAUACGGCUACCUUGAUGUGUUGGACAUUGCUAAUCUUCUUCAAACUCCUGGAAGCCAAGAAUGGAACGAAGCUCAGUGGAGGAAACAACUGAAAGAGGCAACACAGCGCCGCAUAUCCUCCGGCCGGAGCCGGAGCGACAGUGUGAACAGCGUGCGACCCCGUUAUCGUUCCAUGUCCGGGCGGAAUAGUGACGUUCCUAUUGAUCCUGCGCGCCGUCCAUUCGCCAUCGAGUCCAAGCCACAGUUCAGCAACUCUGCUGAAGCUAUCAUUCACGAAGUCCCUAGGAACGAUGGCCCGCCGCUUGCUUACCACAACCGCGGUGUAUCCGAUACCACAGGCUUCAACUCUGGGCCCAAGUUCGGCAAUGCAGCUCUGGGCGAGGACUCCCCUGGUUCUUCUUCGCAAGAUUUGGCACACCGGGGGACUCCCGCUGUGGCCCCCAUUGCAGAGAGCUCGGGGUCUGAAAGCGAGCCUAGCAUUGAAAACCUGCACGGUCCGCCUGUCGAAGAGCAUAUCCCGCCACAAACACCUCCGGCCCCUGUUGCAAACCCGCCUGACUUUUCGCACGGACCCAGAGAAAUGCCUGCCAACCGCCCAGAACCGACUUCGGAACAGAGAUUGGCAAACAACCGCAUGUCUCAUGGUACUCUCACUCAGCUUACCUCGGUCGGAACCAUGGGGCUGAGUGCAGCAGCCGCUGGCGCAGCAUGGAAAGUUCAGCAACAACAGCAGCAAGAACAGAACAAUAACGGCCCACAACCGAAGGGAAGAAGUAUUAAUGGUGUCUACUACCCUGGUCCCGGGGAGGCUUCAAAUCCCAACUCAUCAAGCGACGAGGGCCUUACUCUAGCACGCCCGGUUUUGCCUCCCACGGUGCCAGAGCAACGUCCGACCACAUCCAGUAGUUCUGGAAGUGCCAAAGCCCAGAACACCUCUCACCGUGUUUCUUUGGAGCGGCCUCUCUCUCAACAGAUGGGACUUGACCCCGUCAAGUCUGUGCGACGCAAGCCGCUUCCGCAACGAGACGUGUUUGGAUCCCAACAACAGGACGAGCCGAGCUAUGAUGAUCUUCGCCAUACCCUUGAUGAAGAUGUGCUAAACUCAAUCGCUCCUCACGCCGUGUCGCUUCCAUCCCCGAUUUCGCCAAACCGAAAUGACGAUGAAAGUGUUUACGACAACGCCUCUACAGCCUCGCCUGACUAUGCUAGUACCCACGAGUCUGUUUACAGCAAGAAGUCCACUGCGUCUACAAAGCCUAGGAUGGGCGUUCGGAAAACCGUGGGUGUCCCGGCGACUAAGGAUCUCGUUAUUGACGAUGCCCAUUAUACCAUGGACAAGCCCCAAACCUCGAAUCCCGACAUCCCCAACGUGGAUUUUGGUCCUACCAUGACCUACAUGCCCACCACUGGACGCCCAAACACAUCUGACACUCUCAAAAAUCACCAGCGGAAGGAUUCGACCGGCACCAAACUUGCUAUUCCCACCCAUCAAAUGGAUCAGGCCAAUGCCCGGCCUUCUAGUCGAGAGGAAUAUCGACGAAGUGUGUUGUGGCAGCCUGGAAUGGCUUCCGGUCGUCCUGUUACCCCCGGUGGAGGACUCACCCCAGAGCAGUACGUGCAACAAAGGGCUACACCAAGUCCUCAAAUGCAGGCUCACGGCCGUUCGGCUUCAAACCCCAUGAUAACCCCACGUCCCGCAUCUGGAGAUUGGACCCAGCAUGCUCGCUCUCAGUCACCCAUGAAUACCCCGAGGCCCACAUCCCGUGGUGCCCAGAGCAUGCUUAACCACAACGAUCAUUCGAGUCAUCUGUCCGCGCGCGAGCAAGAGCAUGUUGCCCGAAUGACCGGCUCGUCAUUCUUCAACAUGUCAAACGACACCCGCAAAUCGCAGACGCAUGUCAACCCUAUGGGCCUCGUAUCGGCGAUUGACGCUCGCGAACGAGAGAAGCGCGAGAUGAGGGAGGGAAUGUCGAAUCACAUGGUUCAACAGGCCAUUGCCCAGCGUCAGCACAGCAUGGGCUACCAACAAUCCAUGGCGCAACAGCAACAGCAACAUUGGUCACCUCAGCAGUUCUCACCUCAGCCUCAGCAGAAUGCCUAUAUAUACCCGCCUCAAACUGGUCAUCAGGAGUCCAUGUACAACCUGCCUGGAGCUAACAACACUUGGGAUGCUCUGAAUCAACCAAUGCGCCCAGAUGUGCCCCGCCGCUCUUCUUGGUACGGCCAGCUUUCCCAAGCACCACCAACCCCGCCUACUCACCAGGCCCCCCAAGCUCACGCCCAAGACUCGCGUUACUACAACUAUGCCCAGUAA